Messenger RNA from Rhea pennata, 597 nucleotides. Its product is annotated as olfactory receptor 14C36-like. The coding region runs from base 7 to 597 and encodes 196 amino acids. Gene Ontology annotation, biological process: G protein-coupled receptor signaling pathway. The transcript has a single exon. Gene Ontology annotation, molecular function: odorant binding; olfactory receptor activity. The record is from RefSeq and is a predicted model, not a curated record. Lineage: Eukaryota; Metazoa; Chordata; Aves; Rheiformes; Rheidae. Gene Ontology annotation, cellular component: membrane.
ACUGCCAUGGCCUAUGACCGCUAUAUUGCCAUCUGCAGACCCUUGCACUAUGGGACCCUCAUGGGCAGCAGAGCUUGUGUCAAAAUGGCAGCAGCUGCCUGGGCCAGUGGUUUUCUCUGUGCUGUCCUGCACACUGCUAACACAUUUUCAAUACCACUCUGCCAAGGCAACAUCCUAGAGCAGUUCUUCUGUGAAAUUGCCCAGAUCCUCAAGCUCUCCUGCUCAGACACCAGCCUCAGGGAAGUCAGGCUUAUUGUGGUUAGUGCCUGUUUAGUCUCUGGGUGUUUUGUUUUCACUGUGCUGUCCUAUGUGGAGAUCUUCACUGCUGUGCUGAGGAUCCCAUCUGAGCAGGGCCGACACAAAGCCUUUUCCAUGUGCCUCCCUCACCUGGCUGUGGUCUCCCUCUUUGUCAGCACUAUUACGUUUGCCCAUCUGAAGCCGCCCUCCAUCUCCUCCCCAUCUCUGGAUCUGGUGAUGGCAGUUCUGUACUCUGUUGUGCCUCCAACAGUAAACCCGCUCUUCUACAGCAUGAGGAACAAGGAGCUGCAAGAUGCAGUGAGGAAGCGGAUCAGGUGGGUACAAUGUCGGGAGCAGUAA